AAAUCGGAAGUGACGGAGACGAGCUAGCGCGUCGAAGAUACCUCUAUGGUUUUCCUCCCGUUCUUGAGUCGGGAAAUGGCCGCUGUGUAGUUACAACGGAGAUAAGUCCCGGGAACGGUGCUUUCGGCGUUUCAGGAAUUUGAAUUUAGAGUUUAAUUUCUCAGAACAUUUUCUCCAGGAAGAACUUUACAGUAUCUUAAAGACUUCACUUGACUGUUUAAUCCUGCAUAAAACCCAAGGAGAAAAGAAAUGGGUCGCUCCAAUUCUAGAUCACAUUCUUCAAGAUCAAAGUCUAGAUCACAGUCUAGUUCUCGAUCAAGAUCAAGAUCACAUUCUAGAAAGAAGAGAUACAGUUCUAGGUCUCGUUCCAGGACAUAUUCAAGAUCUCGUAGUAGAGAUCGUAUUUAUUCUAGAGAUUAUCGCCGAGAUUACAGAAAUAAUAGAGGAAUGAGACGACCUUAUGGGUACAGAGGAAGGGGCAGAGGGUAUUAUCAAGGAGGAGGAGGUAGAUAUCAUCGAGGUGGUUAUAGACCUGUCUGGAAUAGAAGACACUCUAGGAGUCCUAGACGAGGUCGUUCACGUUCCAGGAGUCCAAAAAGAAGAUCCGUUUCUUCUCAAAGAUCCCGAAGCAGAUCUCGCCGGUCAUAUAGAUCUUCUAGGUCUCCAAGAUCAUCCUCUUCUCGUUCUUCAUCCCCAUAUAGCAAAUCUCCUGUCUCUAAAAGACGAGGGUCUCAGGAAAAACAAACCAAAAAAGCUGAAGGGGAGCCCCAAGAAGAGAGUCCUUUGAAAAGUAAAUCACAGGAGGAGCCGAAAGAUACAUUUGAACAUGACCCAUCUGAAUCUAUUGAUGAGUUUAACAAAUCAUCAGCUACAUCUGGUGAUAUUUGGCCUGGCCUCUCAGCUUAUGAUAAUAGUCCUAGAUCACCUCAUAGUCCUUCACCAAUUGCUACACCACCUAGUCAGAGUUCAUCUUGCUCUGAUGCCCCCAUGCUCAGUACAGUCCACUCUGCAAAAAACACCCCCUCUCAGCAUUCACAUUCCAUUCAGCAUAGUCCUGAAAGGUCUGGGUCUGGUUCUGUUGGAAAUGGAUCUAGUCGGUACAGUCCUUCUCAGAAUAGUCCAAUUCAUCAUAUCCCUUCACGAAGAAGCCCUGCAAAGACAAUCACACCACAGAAUGCUCCAAGAGAUGAGGUUAGGGGACGUUCUUCAUUUUAUCCUGAUGGUGGAGAUCAGGAAACUGCGAAGACAGGAAAAUUCUUAAAAAGGUUCACAGAUGAAGAGUCUAGAGUAUUCCUGCUUGAUAGGGGUAAUACCAGGGAUAAAGAGGCUCCAAAGGAGAAAGGAUCAGAGAAAGGGAGGGCAGAGGGAGAAUGGGAAGAUCAGGAAGCGCUAGAUUACUUUAGUGAUAAAGAGUCUGGAAAACAAAAGUUUAAUGAUUCAGAAGGGGAUGACACAGAGGAGACAGAGGAUUAUAGACAGUUCAGGAAGUCAGUCCUUGCAGAUCAGGGUAAAAAUUUUGCUACUACAUCUCACCGGAAUACUGAGGAGGAAGGACCCAAGUACAAGUCCAAAGUUUCAUUGAAAGGCAAUAGAGAAAGUGAUGGAUUUAGAGAAGAAAAAAAUUAUAAACUUAAAGAGACUGGCUACGUAGUGGAAAGGCCUAGCACUGCAAAAGAUAAGCACAAGGAAGACGACAAAAGUUCUGAGAGAAUAACAGUAAAGAAAGAAACUCAGUCACCUGAGCAGGUAAAGUCUGAAAAGCUCAAAGACCUCUUUGAUUACAGUCCCCCUCUACACAAGAAUCUGGAUGCACGAGAAAAGUCUACCUUCAGAGAGGAGAGCCCACUUAGGAUCAAAAUGAUAGCCAGUGAUUCUCAUCGUCCUGAAGUCAAACUCAAAAUGGCACCUGUUCCUCUUGAUGAUUCUAACAGACCUGCUUCCUUGACUAAAGACAGGCUACUUGCUAGUACACUUGUCCAUUCUGUCAAGAAGGAACAAGAAUUCCGAUCCAUCUUUGACCACAUUAAGUUGCCACAGGCCAGCAAAAGCACUUCAGAGUCUUUUAUUCAACACAUUGUGUCCUUGGUUCAUCAUGUUAAAGAGCAAUACUUCAAAUCAGCUGCAGUGACCCUAAACGAGAGGUUCACUUCGUAUCAGAAAGCCACCGAAGAACAUAGUACCAGGCAAAAGAGCCCUGAGAUACACAGGAGAAUUGACAUCUCUCCAAGUGCCCUGAGGAAGCAUACUCGUUUAGCAGGGGAAGAGAGAGUUUUUAAAGAAGAAAAUCAAAAGGGAGAUAAAAAACUAAGGUGUGAUUCUGCUGAUCUUCGGCAUGACAUUGAUCGUCGGAGAAAAGAAAGAAGUAAAGAACGGGGGGAUUCCAAGGGCUCCAGGGAAUCCAGUGGAUCAAGAAAGCAGGAAAAAACUCCAAAAGAUUACAAGGAAUACAAAUCUUACAAAGAUGACAGCAAAAAUGUAUUUGUCUUUUACACGGCUUAUGGUGGAUGAGGACAAAAACUUUGGAAUAGCAAGCUAACACUGAAAAAAAAAAUGACAAAUUAAUGUGUCCUAUUAUCCAGGCUACAUCAGGAGGUUGGACUUCAAUGCAGUGCAUUUCUAGAAACAGUUUGUUAAACAUAAAAGUAGAGAGCAAGAUCAUUCUCGAUCUUCAUCCUCUUCAGCAUCACCUUCUUCUCCCAGUUCUCGAGAAGAAAAGGAGAGUAAGAAGGAAAGAGAAGAAGAAUUUAAAACUCACCAUGAACUGAAAGAAUACUCAGGCUUUGGAGGAGUUAGCCGACCACGAGGAACCUUUUUUCGAAUUAGAGGCAGAGGAAGAGCCAGAGGAGUUUUUGCUGGGACAAAUACUGGUCCAAACAACUCAAAUACUACUUUUCAAAAGAGACCGAAGGAAGAGGAAUGGGAUCCAGAAUAUACCCCAAAGAGCAAGAAGUACUUCUUGCAUGAUGACAGAGAUGAUGGUGUGGAUUAUUGGGCCAAAAGAGGAAGAGGUCGUGGUACUUUUCAACGUGGCAGAGGGCGCUUUAACUUCAAAAAAUCAGGUAGCAGUCCAAAAUGGACUCAUGACAAAUACCAAGGGGACGGGAUUGUUGAAGAUGAAGAAGAGACCAUGGAAAAUAAUGAAGAAAAGAAGGACAGACGCAAAGAAGAAAAGGAAUAGUAAAUCUGAAGUGAGAUUGCAACAGAGAGCAGAACUUGCACCCACCAUUUUUUACCUGAUUUUUGUUUUCAAAAUAAGAAUGUAAGCAUUUUACUUAAAUUUUACUGUUUGCAAGUAGUCAAUAGAAAUUUUGUUUUAAGUCUUCAAAUACCUUGAAAAAUAGUAGACUGUAUGUUGAAAAUUGUACUGAAAUAAAGUAGAAAAUUGUUACGUACCAUAUUUGUAACUAUCAACUUUUAAAAAAUACUUUUACUGUUUUUGUUACAUGCAUUGUAAUUCGCUUUGUCUAUAAGAUAUGGUCAAGUACAGCUCUGUGAAAGUUCUGAUUCUCUUCCUUCCCUGUUUGUUAAUGUUUAUUCUGAAGUAAACGUUAGCUCUACAUACAAAUCCCUGAACAGAAGUUGUUUAUAGAGACCACACUAAUUAUUUUAACCGUAUACAUCUGUUUAACAUUCUCCUUAAUUCAAACACACUACAUUGUAGGGUGACUAAUUUUUGAGUGGUACCACAGAAAAGGUUUUUACUUUGGUAAACUAAGCUAGUUUAACAUGUCAGCAGAUGUUUAAGAGGAAAAAAAGCUUUGCCAAUACCUAAAAAGUACAAGCUAUUAAAAGAUCCAAAAGUAUGAGGUUUUUUUUUUUUUUUUUAACUGAAAGCAAGCAGUGGCCUAUAAAAACUAUUCUUAGGAUCCUUUACUUUUUGGGCUCAAAAAAAGUUGUCUUUCUAUUCUUAUUUGAAAGUUUGAGUCAUGGUCUUAGAUAUUAGCUAAUCUUUUUGAGAGAGAAACUGGUCUGUAAUAAUACAAAUAAAUCCAUUCCUACCAAAUGUAUUACUUUAAAAAAAUAGAACAAAACUUGUAAUCUUGGUCUUGGUAUGGAAGAGGAUUAUGCUGCAGAAUAACUUGAUAUAUUAGAAAGAUGUACCUGAUUUCAUAUCUUACAUAUUUAUUUGAGCUUCUGGACAGCUGAAACAUUAGUUUGUAGUCUAACCAUAAGGAAAAAUAGGCAAACAAAACAUUGUUUAUUAGUAGUAUUUUAAGUAAUUUGUUUUUCAAUAAAAAGUUUUGACAGGAAGUUUGUUGCAGCAUUGUCUAACUUGGUUUUACUUUUUUCCCUAUUUCAGUUGCAGUUUAUAAAAUGGCUUUCUUUUUCUUCCCAAGGGUUCUAUUCUUCAGGUAGAUAAUCUUUCAGAUGUGAAUUAACCUUUAUGUUUAUGCUGAUAGCUCUUAAGAUGAAAAUCCGAAAUAGUAAAUUUCAGUGUUAAGUUUGUCUGCUCUAUGAGCAUAUAUAAAAGUAGUCAAAUUUCAUUUGUUAAUUCAGCAACCAAAUUAGUUGUAUAUGUUUGCAUUAAAAGGAGGUAAUGUUUAUUCUUUUAGUGUAAACUUUCAGAAAUCUUAAGUACAUGGAUCUUUCGUCCUCACUUGAUUAUUUGCAGUGCUCCUAGCACCUUGAUUGCAGCCAGGGGCAUUUGCUAAGAACUGUAAGAGGGAAAAAUACGAAAACAAAAGUAUAUGUGAUGUUUAUGGCCCUGGGAUCUUUAGUAUUGCAUGAUUUCUCCUAUCUUGUCUUUUCUGAAAUUGUUACAGAGCAGAGGAAAUACUGUUAAAGCAAGUUUGUUAUUGCAUUAAUCAGGACAGCCGAUUUCUUCUAGUCAGAAUAAUACUUAAUUACAUGCUAAAGCAACAUGGAUUUAAUCUUCAAUACAGGAGAAUUUUCACAACCAUUUUAUUUUAUACAAAUAAAUUUAGCUUUUAUUUUAACAGUUACUAUUUGGUUAGAUACUGAAUCUCUGUGCAUGACUAUAAAUGUGCAGUUUUGUUUUUCCACUUAAGACAAUAGGAGAAUGGGAAUUUGCUGAUAAAUUAUUUAAUAGGGAGUGGGAAUAAAGCUCCCUAGGUCCUAUCAGCAAGUUAUAUUUUAAAUGCAAAUGCAUUGCUUUAAUCCAAAUAGAUACCUGAUUUGGUUGCUUUUAUUCGAUUAAAAUUCAGGAAAGGAUUAUACCAGAAUUUAGUAGGAAGGGCGAUAGAACUCUGCAAUUAGGAUUCCAUUGUGGAUGUUACCUGUUUCAGAACCAAGGAUAUGAAAGCCUAUGUUGUGUUUUUUUAAGCCACAAUUUACCUCCACACGUUACAACAUACGAUAAAGCUGAAUGGUUCCUCUUGGUAAGGAAUUUUGUUAACAAAUGCCAGAAAAUAAUAACUCUUUGAUACCUACGUUAAUAGACUUCCUUUUGCCUAGAGAAGGAAAAUAAAAGUGAACCAAAGGAUAUUUCCAGAAAGGAUUAAGAAAGCUGUUUAAGAAGGCCAUGACUCAGUCCUUAGGUGUGUAUACUUUUCAACAUCCUAGGAAUUCUAAUACAAAAUAGCAAAAUAUGUUUUUCCAAUUACAUCCACCUUUAAGGAAUUACUAUUUGUUCCCUUUUGUCACAGUUAAAAUCAAGUGUUGGGAAUUAAAUUAUAAUUUGAGUAAAAAUAUUACCCAAUACGAAUGAAUGUAGAUGGCUAAACGAUUCUUACUCAGUGUGAUGUAUAUUGCAACAGGGACCCUUGUAAAUUGUCAUAUGCCAAUAAAAUGUCAUAAGUGGUAAU
Odobenus rosmarus divergens (Pacific walrus) is the source of this 5765-nucleotide messenger RNA. RefSeq names its product BCL2-associated transcription factor 1 (gene BCLAF1). Bases 250 to 2508 code for a protein of 752 amino acids. Gene Ontology annotation, molecular function: DNA binding; mRNA binding; transcription coregulator activity. The transcript is spliced from 14 exons. The record is from RefSeq and is a predicted model, not a curated record. Gene Ontology annotation, cellular component: mediator complex; exon-exon junction complex. Lineage: Eukaryota; Metazoa; Chordata; Mammalia; Carnivora; Odobenidae. Gene Ontology annotation, biological process: positive regulation of transcription by RNA polymerase II; mRNA processing.